Molecule: messenger RNA, 1008 nt
Organism: Symsagittifera roscoffensis
Lineage: Eukaryota; Metazoa; Xenacoelomorpha; Acoela; Convolutidae
Product: testis-specific gene 10 protein-like
Exons: 1
Coding region: 1-1008 (335 amino acids)
Source: RefSeq, a predicted model, not a curated record
AUGGAGCCUGUUUGGAAUGUGUUCAAUGGUCUGACAUCUCGAGUAGAAGGUCUCUUUUCGGAGAACCAACUUCUGCGCAAACGAAACCAAACACUCGAAACGCAAUUAUUGCACUCACUGAACAACGAAAGAAUAAGCUGCGAAAUCAAAGAAAAACUAGUAGUUGAGUUACAACGAAAAUUAGAAGAUAAAGAUUUAGAAUAUUCGAACUUAAAAGUGGAAAUGGAUAAAGAGAAAAUUUCAAUGAGUAGCGAGAAAAAGUUACUGGAAAAUCAAAGAGCGGCACUUGAAGAGGAACUAGAAAUGUUCAAGAAAAAACUGCACAAAUCAGAUUUGAAAAUUCUAGAGCUGCAAAAUUACAACAACAAUUUGAAAGCAGAACAAAAUCAAUUGAAUAUUCAGAGAAACGAUUUAGCGAUGGAAAUCGAAAACAUCAACAAAAUGUUUCAAAAGAUACAAGAUGUGAAAAAAUUAAAUGCAAACACUUUAUUGACAAUUGAAGCCAAUAUGAACGAAUUGGUAGAUUGUAAUCGUAAACUAUCGGCCACAGCGAAAACUUCAGAGCAAGAAAGAUCAAAGCUGGUUUCAGAGCUGAAAAAAUUUGAACAAUUGAUCAGUUCAUUAGACGUCACAAAGAAGACUCUUGAAAAAGAGCUAAUUGAAGUCAAGAGUUCGAGUGAUCAUGAGAAGAAAGAACUUAGAUGUUCUAUAGAAAAUCUAGAGGGAAAGUUGUCCGCAACUCAGACAGAACUAGAAACGGUUAAUCAAGAAAACGACGCGUUAGAAACCCAAUUAUUGCGAACUUUCGACGAAAUUCGGAAUAUUAAACUGAAAAUGUUCAAUAGGGAAGUCAAAGAGAGCCGUUUAAAAAAUGUUGAAGAUGAAGUAAAGGAAGAGUUUAGCAAAGAUACGGAAUCUUCUGAAAGCAUUAAAGUGGCUAAAGAGAACCCAGAAGAAAGCAAGAGAAUCUCAGUUCCAAAUCAAAGCCAGGCUAUGGAUGUUAUAUAG